Molecule: messenger RNA, 2193 nt
Organism: Baudoinia panamericana UAMH 10762
Lineage: Eukaryota; Fungi; Ascomycota; Dothideomycetes; Mycosphaerellales; Teratosphaeriaceae
Exons: 4
Coding region: 464-1981 (505 amino acids)
Biological process (GO): carbohydrate transport; transmembrane transport
Cellular component (GO): membrane
Molecular function (GO): carbohydrate:proton symporter activity
Source: RefSeq, a predicted model, not a curated record
UCUUUGUGGGUCAUUGAAAAGGUGCUGGUCCAGAAAUCUGAAAACACAGGAGUUUUCACAGCGUCGAGGCGUCCCGCUCGUUGUGGAACGUGCGGAAGCUUUCUCACAGAAUGGGCUUAUCAGGCGCGGCUACAGAUUCUUCAUCUGGUCCUUAAUUAUCCAAUGGCGUAAAAUCGUUCGUGGACUGACUGGUGAAGCUCCACCCGCCACCACGGACUGCACUCUGGCAGCGCCUUGGAUCUCGUGACCGUUCCACAUGCCGGUGGUGGAAAUGUCCACCGGAACCUGUAGCCACGCGACAUGCUCCACGCGGACACCACGACUCGGGAAGGCUAGUGUGGAGUUAUAUUGUGGAGUAUGGAGCCGUAGAUCAUGUUAAAGAAGGCCAUGUCUGGGUCGAGGCGAGCGAGCCUUUACUGCACUGUUGCACCAACCUCCUCCCAUCGUCUACUUUGCUUCGAACAUGGCUAUCCCUCCGAAACUUUACCAAUUUCUCGUCGGCGUCUUCGCCUCGGUCGGCUCGGUUCUGUAUGGGUAUGAUCUUGGUGUUAUUGCAGAAGCCAUUGCUUCCCAGAACUUCAUCGACACUUUCCACCCUACCGCCGCCGAAUCUGGCGCUGUCGUCUCUGUUUUCACUGGUGGUGCAUUCUUCGGCGCUUGCUUUGCUGGGCCUACGGGAGAUUGGAUCGGCAGACGCAAGACUAUCCUCCUUGGCGCUCUGAUCUUCCUUGUGGGCGGCGGCCUGCAAACUGGGGCACAGUCGUUGUCGUACUUGUACGCCGGAAGGUGUAUUGCUGGGUUGGGAAUAGGUUUCCUCGUCAUGAUCAUUCCGCUCUAUCAGGCUGAAAUUGCACACCCGGACAUUCGAGGUCGUGUCACUGCGCUCCAGCAGUUCAUGUUGGGCAUCGGUGCGCUUGUUGCUACAUGGGUCGGCUACGGUUGCUAUACGCGGUUUCCAGCAGACUCCAGCAAGCAAUGGCGUGUCAGUCUUGGUAUCCAGAUCAUUCCGGCCGGCAUUCUUGCCAUGCUCAUCCUUUUCUUUCCUGAGUCGCCAAGAUGGCUUAUCGAUCAUGACAGAGCAGAGGAUGGCCUUCGCUCGCUGGCGAAACUCCACGCUCACGGCGAUGAGAAUGAUGCGUGGGUCCGCGCAGAGUUCGAACAGAUUACCGACAGCAUCCAUUUCGAGCAUGCGAAUGAGGCCAAGUCAUAUGCCGAACUGUUCACCAACAAAAGCUCCUUCCGCCGCCUCUUCCUCGUCUGCGCGAUCCAAGCCUCUGUUCAAAUGACUGGUGUAUCCGCGAUUCAAUACUAUUCUCCAACCAUUUUUGCACAAAUUGGCAUACCAACGAGUAAGACACUGGAGUACCAGGGGAUCAACAGCCUCAUAGCUCUUGCGGGAGAGGCUGCCUGUAUCCUGCUCAUCGAUCCUCUUGGUCGGCGAUGGGCACUGAUCGGCGGCAACCUUGCCAACUGCGUAACCUUUAUUAUCGCGACCGCUCUACUGGCGAGUUUCCCGCCGGGUGUCUCACGGAAUGUAGGGGCUGGGUGGGGUUUUACAAUCAUGACCUGGCUGUACAACUUCUCCUUCAGCGCCACGUGUGGGCCUUUGAGCUGGAUUGUGCCGGCUGAGGUCUUCGAUACGCGAACCCGUGCCAAGGGUGUGUCCAUUGGUGUGAUGGUCAGCUUCGCCUUCAACACCUUGAUCGGCCAGAUCACUCCGAUCGCCAUGGCCUCUAUUGGCUGGCGCUUCUACAUUCUUUUCGUCGUUUGCAACUUUACGAACGCCAUCUUCUUCUGGGCAAUUCAGCCCGAGACGAAGAAGCGGCCACUCGAAGAGAUGAAUUAUCUUUUCACCAACGCUCCACUAUUCGUCCCAACGAUGAACAUGGCGGAGUUUGAGCAGCAUGAUCUCGAGAACCGUGUUGCGGAGGUGGAAAGGAAGACUAGCGUUGUCACCUAUCAGGAGGACGUGAGGAUGUGAGUGAAGGACUGGGAAUGACCUCUCGCGUCACCCAUGCAAGUCUACCACCAACUCGUGCGAUGUCGGGCGGUCGAGGCCACAGAUCAACAUGCAGACGCUGAAUGACCAGGAGUAUGCUUCGCAAUGGACCGUUCGAUUCUACAACGUCUCACCGUUCUGUACCAAAUGAGCCAGCUUAAACAUGUACUCGAGUGCGACCAUAAUUAUAUGCC